AUGGGAGUCCUGUCUGUCUGGGUACCAUCCCCAUGCCCUGAUGCAUCUGAGUCUGACCGGGAAGAGGAACCUGCACAGAAGGAUGACAAGGAAGGUGAAUGCUCAUCAUCAUCAUCUGAAGAUGAGGAGGAGAAGAGAAAGAAGAGGAGGAAGAAAAUGAAAAAGUUGGAGAAAAAACUCAAAAAGCUUCAAAAAGGUGAGGUAGCAGGAAAGAAGAAGAAAGACAAGAAAAAGAAAAAGAAGAAAAAGAAGAAUAGAAAGAAGGAAGUGGAGACCGCAUCAGGAAAUGACUCAGAUAAUGAAGUUCAAGAGCUCAGGGAAUAUGUGGCUAAAAAAAAAGCAGAGGAGGAUGAAGGAGAGGAAGUAGUUGGUCCCCAACCAAAGCAGAAUGUGACCUUGACUCAUAAGGACUAUGGAAAAGCAUUGCUUCCUGGUGAAGGUGCUGCCAUGGCUGCAUAUGUUGCAGAGGGGAAACGUAUUCCCCGAAGAGGAGAAAUUGGCCUCACCUCUGAAGAAAUUGCCUCUUUUGAGUCCGUUGGAUAUGUGAUGAGUGGUAGCAGGCAUCGGCGGAUGGAGGCUGUGCGUUUGAGGAAGGAGAACCAAAUCUACAGUGCUGAUGAGAAACGAGCCCUAGCAAUGUUCAACAAAGAAGAACGACAGAAAAGGGAGAACAAGAUCUUAUCACAAUUUCGUGAAAUGAUUCAUCAGAAGCUUGGAUCCUGAACCGAUGGGUUCUUUGAAGAUGGUACUAUGGUCUCAUUGGUUGAAACAUUGCUUUUCUUUCUAUCCUUCCUGCUGCUGCAACUUUUUCAUUUUUGUCCAAAUUUAGAGGGUUAUGAAAUCUGAGAGGCUUUCUUGAGGCAGGUGGUUAUAUUUGCAUUGAGACACAAUUCCCCAUUAUGAAACUUGCUUGCUCAAAGACAAGCUAAAAUGUCAAUUUCCAGCCAGCAUGAUUAUUUUGUCACUCUUUGGCAUGGAGUGACUUUUGGUUUUGCAGAUCACCCAUUGAUUGCAGUCCUCAUUCCCAUCAGUGUGAUUUUAAUUUUCUUCUAAGGCAGUGUGAAGGGAAAAAGAUGGGAUGUUAAUCCCUCUGGAAGAGGGAGGGAAACAUGAAAGUAUUAUUUUGAAAAUAUGUUUUUGUAGAUCUGCAGGCAUCUAUUGGAAGACUGUAAACUUGAAAACAGAUCAUCCUCAGUCAUGUUAUCUGACAUUGGUUGAAAAUAACUUGAGUUUCACAUUACCCAUCAGCAAUGAAAACUUCUUGAAGAGAAUGCUGUGUAAAGAAGCUCCUUAAGUGCUCAGAACAUUAUUAAAAAUUGGUCUGGAUAUUUUUUUUUUUUAGAGGAGUCAGAGAAAAUAAGUAGCCCAUGCCAUUAAACACCCUCUGUAUGGUCCAUUGGUCCAUUGCAGUUGAUGCCUUAUGAGGAAACAUGCAGGAAUAGAAUUUAGAUCUCAUGGUUGAUGUCUAUGCAGGAUAUAGUAUGUGAGAAGUUAUGCAAAGUAAAUGUAUCCCUCUCUCUACCUUGAAUAGGGAGGUAUUUUAAUUAACUCAUGUUGUAAGCUCAUGCAGGGGGAGGAAAAGACCAUUAGGCAUCCUGGGACUUAUUCUUCACUUUGAUGAAUGUAAGUCUGCAUCUAAUCUUAAAAUUUUCCAGAAAAUAAAAUAUUUCCUUCAUCUGUACAGAAUCUUAAUAUUAUUCAAAUCUGAAAGCAGUGUAAAGCAGAGUAACAAGUGGUCAAUGUACAUGUACAAUUAACCCUGUAACUACUGUUCUGGGUGCAAUGGACCCUGAUAUCAAAAUGUAGAGCUGAAUGCUGAAACCUCCUUCAGUUAAUGAUCAUUCAAGAAUCCAUGGACUCCUUUGGGAGGAAAAGAGCUCUUUACCUUAAAGGUCCUAUUAUCUCACCCAAAUGAGGUUUCAGCAUUUGUGCUUUAGCCAUUUUUGUAGGUUACAUCAUAACCUUGUGUGGUUAUUAAUGUGUAUUUUCAUGAAGAGAUUUGAUAGUAAAGCAUUUUGAAGAAGCUCUUUGGGAAUGAAGAGAUGAAACAGAGUUAAAUGUAUGACUACAGGUUCUGGUAGUUACAGGGUUAACUGUAAGAUGAAAUAUAGACCUAUAUUUUAUCCAUGUUUACUUUAAAUUCUGUUCAGAUAUAGUGAAGAUCUAGCCUAGAGUUUAGCCAAGGUGAGGAACAGGCCCCAGUAUCUGCUGUAUCCUGACUUGUCACUUCAUUCAAGUCAUCCCUAUUGUGAUGGUUAUGUUAUUAGCUAUGCACUAUUCUAAUCAGUUUCCUUUUGACAAAUGAAGAAAUGGAUCUCUUCAGUAUCCUGCAAAAGAGCUCAACAGUGGUAUGCUUCCCUGAAUCUGGAUAUCUGCUGCUGAAAUUGGCAAUAAAGAACUUCAUAACAGAGUAACAA
This is a messenger RNA of Darwinula stevensoni, 2417 nucleotides long. The record is from the annotation of a GenBank genome assembly. NCBI's taxonomy places the organism in Eukaryota, Metazoa, Arthropoda, Ostracoda, Podocopida, Darwinulidae.